AUCACUUCGUUCACAUAACCUGAGGAGCAGGGCGAAACAGCGCGCGAUGGGAACGGCGGUUGCAGGAAUAUUCGUAGCCUUGCUGUUAAGCUCAACUCUCGCAUCACCCUACAAGAGGGCAGAAGUUGGCAGGACACAUACUGUAAAUAAUUUUGUAGGAGAAGGUACCAAUGAACUUGCCACAGCAAUCCUACAGGGGUACGUGGAUUUGGAAUCAAACUUAGCCUUCUCUCCGUUGGGGUACUCAGCUCUGCUCGCUGUCCUGGCGGAGGGUGCACGUGGAGGUACUAGACAACAGAUCGCCAAUGCCCUACACUUGCCCGAAAGAACCGAGGUUACCAGAAACGCCUACAAAACCGUACUGGAGCGUCUACACGAAAAGGAUUCGGUAAGCCAUCCAGAAUUCCGGAAUUGGUUCUACAUCUACAAAAACUUUACUGUGGAGCCAGAUUUCAAGGCCGUUCUUCAGCAGUACUAUCUGACCGAGGUUAGAGAUGUGGAUCGCCUUGACAUGAACGCGGUCACGCAACAGGCAGAGGCUAUGGACGCGCCUGAAUCUGUCCAGGUUGUUGUUGAUGCCCCUGUACAGGAAGAAAGCAUGAACGAAAUGAAACCAGACAGACAAGAGAGUGACGAUUCAAUGACAUCCGAGAAGUUGAAAGACCCUAUUCUGCCUGAAGACGGAAAAGAAACAAUAAUUCCAGCAGAAAGUAAUGAAGGUGAUAACAUGUCAGAGAAGGUAGAGAACCCGAUGACCUCCUCUAAGUUGGAGGAAAUUAUGCAAGUAUCUGAAGAUGAUGUUGACACAAAACGAAAUAAAGGUGGCCCUUUGAAGAUUGUUUUCCCCAUUCCUUUCCCAGAGAAACUGAAAAUGCGGAAGAUGUAUGAUGAGAGGGAAGCUAGUCCUUCUGGUGCAGUCAUGACAAUGCAAGAAGAAAUGUUGGGAACGAAGGAAGAGAGCGCUGACGACAAGAAGAAAGAUGAGAGAAUAGAAGGAAUGAAACAUGAUAUGAUAGAUGAUGGAAAGAAAGAGGAAAUGAAAGAGAAGGAGUCACUGAUUGAGGACAAGCAAAUUGCAAAUGAUGAUAAGAAAAAAGAAAAAUUAUACGAAAUUAAGGAUGAAAUAAAACAUGACAAAAUUGAAGAAGAUAAAAACAUGGACGUUAAUAAAGAAGAGAAAAAAGACGAUAAAUUGGUGGAUAUGAAAUAUGAUAAAAUUGAGGCAAUGAAAGAUGAUAAAAUGGAAGCAAUGAAAGAUGACAAGGUGGAAGGAAUGAAAGAUGAUAAAAUGGAAGCAAUGAAAGAUGACAAAAUGGAAGCCAUGAAAGAUGACAAAAUGGAAGGAAUGAAAGAUGACAAAACGGAAGCAAUGAAAGUUGACAAGGUGGAAGGAAUAAAAGAUGAUAAAAUGGAAGCAAUAAAAGAUGACAAAAUGGAAGUAAUGAAAGAUGACAAGAUGGAAGCAAUGAAAGAUGACAAAAUGGAAGCAAUGAAAGAUGACAAGAUGGAAGGAAUGAAAGAAGACAAAAUGGAAGCAAUGAAAGAUAACAAGAUGGAAGGAAUAAAAGAUGAUAAAAUGGAAGCAAUAAAAGAUGACAAAAUGGAAGCAAUGAAAGAUGACAAGAUGGAAGGAAUGAAAGAUGAUAAAAUGGAAGCAAUAAAAGAAGAUAAAAUGGAAGCAAUGAAAGAUGAAAAGAUGGAAGCAAUGAAAGAUGACAAAAUGGAAGCAAUGAAAGAUGACAAGAUGGAAGGAAUGAAAGAAGACAAAAUGGAAGCAAUGAAAGAUAACAAGAUGGAAGGAAUAAAAGAUGAUAAAAUGGAAGCAAUAAAAGAUGACAAAAUGGAAGCAAUGAAAGAUGACAAGAUGGAAGGAAUGAAAGAUGAUAAAAUGGAAGCAAUAAAAGAAGAUAAAAUGGAAGCAAUGAAAGGUGAAAUGCUGAUAGAUGAAAAUAAAGAAAACGACAAGAAAGUUGAGACGCCUGAAGGAGUCAAAAAUGAAAUGAUAAAGGAUGACAGUAGGGAAGAAGAAAUCAUGACGAAAGGCAAGGAUAAAGAAAGCGAAGCCAUGAUGGCCGGAAACAAGAUGGUGGUAGCAGAAAGAAAAGCCAGGCAUCUCGGUUUGUCUCGACUGAGUCGUCGGUCUCUUCAGCCUGGUGACGUCAUAUCAAGCAUCUCCAGCAACAACAUCAAAAGCAAGCCUGUCUCUCAGCUGCUGAUAUUCAACGGUAUGUACUUCAAGGGGACCUGGGCUACGCCAUUCAGAGAUCAGAAGGAUUCAUUCUACAAGUCCGACAGCGAGAAGAGCACAGUCACUAUGAUGAACACAAAGGGCAAAUUCAGAGUGGGCAAUGUGCCCGAGCUGGACAGCGUGGCAAUUGAGUUGCCCUACAAGGGCGACAGGUACUCUCUGCUAGUUCUGAUUCCCAAUGGGAGGUCGGGCCUCAGUCAGCUGACUUCAGACCUCGCUGGCUAUUCCCUAACGAACAUACAGAAACACCUGCAGAUCCAGGAAGUUGAAGUGUGUCUGCCCAGGUUUGAGAUACAGACUACAACUAGACCGAUCGAGGCAUUAAACAAGUUUGGUGUGACCGAUAUCUUCAGCAAGGAGAAGGCAGAUCUGACGAGCAUCUCCAAAGAUUUGGGACUGUUUGUCGAGGAACUUGUUCAGCAUGUUACUGUCAAAGUUGACAACAGUACCAGCAGCUAUAACCACAUAUCGGCUGGGAAUCCUUCCGCCCGGUCAGGACUGUUGAAGCUGACUGUCGAUCAUCCAUUCCUUUAUUUCGUCCGGGACACUGAGGAGAGUCUUAUUAUUGUAGCCGGUAAAGUCACCGACCCGUCUUCUCUUCCUAAGAAAUUUUGAAGAUAACAAAGGAGAUAAAGGUGCCUGGGGAACAAAUGGUCGCAUUCCGUUCAUCACUCUAAGACGCUUACCGACGAAACAGAUUCUCUUCUCCCAGAGAUUAAUAACAAUGAACUACUACUGAUCGAAAGUUUUAACGCCCUUUAAGAAACAGAUUAAUUUUGCUGGAAAACGUAAUCAUCGUAAGAAUCUGUAACUUCAAGAAACUGAAUUUGUGUAGAUAACCUACAAUCCCAGACUCGAUUGUUGCAUCAGUGUCUACUGUAAUGUUAAAAGAGAGUGUUCAUUUUAUAUUUGGUCCCAGCACCUCAGACUUCCCGCACAGUAAUGGAGGCAUCACCGGGAUAUCGCCGAGAUCCGGUAAAAAGAUAAACUGUCCACGCGAUAUUUUAUUCCCUCAAGCAUGAUGUAAUAAUUAGGGAGACAUACAUAUAUUGGAAGAAUGUUGUUUCGAAGAUGAAAACUUGGAGAAAAGAUUACUGUGAAAACUGGGAACUAUAAACAUCCGAAGGGAUAACAACAACAAAAAAAGAGAAGUACAGUAAUAUACUUUGGUGUUCUGGUGAAUUUAUAUCAAGAUGUGAUUUAUCAUAAAUAAUUAUGAUGUGCUGUAUUAGGCAUAGUGUGCGAUUCAUAGUGUUUCAUUUGAAGCCUUUGAUUAAGAUAAAUUUCUAUGCGACGAACACUUCAGCUAACUGCAGAUAAAGUGUGUAAAGUCAGGAUAUUACAAAACUGCUGUCACCAUAAAGGAAUACAGUGACAAAGAGGCACUCUUUGGGGGGGGAUAGAAAAUAUUUAGCCAAGUUAGGUUAAAAAACACAUAAAUAUUUCAGAAAAAAUUAUACUAAAUUCUUAGUCUGCAUGAUAAUUUCGCAUCAAAUUUACAGUCCGCCAUUCCAAUGUCUCUCUUUUCAGUUCCGUGAAAUUAGCAUAGCCAUGCCAUGUAAUAAAAGGCUCAUGAAUUUAAAUUUGUAAAGAUAUAACUAAAUCAGUAUUUAUAAAUUAAAUUAAUUGUGUGACAUUUGAGGUUCUCUGGGGGGUUGUGAAUAACUUCAGGGAUGUGAGGCCGUAUAGUUUGGCAGAGAGGGACCAACGUACUUCUUCUAUCUUCUGAUUUGUGUUCGCUAGAUAGAUACCCAAAUGUUUCGAACGAAAAUGAUUCUACAUGGCGUCACAUCCACGGACAAUGUAUCUUAAAUACAUUUUGUACGAAACUGAAUUUACACAUGAAUGCAUUCUGUCUACAUGUGGUAAGAAAGAAGUUUAGUAAACGAAUUGAAACAGAGUAAACUUCAAAUAUGAAUUCGAACUCUGACAAUCAGGGAUUCGACAAAUACAAAUACUGAAAUUUUAUAAAUUAAUGAUAUAUUUAAAUAUUUUGUGUAUAAAACCAAGAGAGUUAGAAACACCAUGACAUAUAAUAUACGUAUAUAUAACUGGAGGGAAUAAAUUUCGACACUAAAAACAAAUGUGAUCUUCACGAGAUCACAAUAAUUGAGAAGAAUUUAUUUAAAAAAAAUGAGAGAGAAAUUGUACAAGUGACAACGUGAGAACAGGUUAGAGAUCACGAAGUCACGGUGUGACACUCUGAUAUGUUAUGCUGUUUAGUUUUACAGAUAGGUAUCAAAGUUUCGUAGGAGCUUGCUGUUUCCAUCUUAAGGGUUAGAAGCAGGUUCUUCCGAAACGUUUGCACUUAUUUAUCAAACCAUACAGUAUCACAUGUCACAAAAUGACAAUGGCAAGGGUGAAACUAAUUUAAAUUUCCAGGCUGAAAUAUAUAUAUUUUGUAAAUUAGGAAUCAUAACUUGUAACAAAACAACUGACUACUUUUGCAGCUGUAAGAAUGAGCUAUAGUACGCUGAGUACACUCCUAAAAUAUGAUGAUUAUAGAACACAAAUUCUUGCAAUAAAAUAUGUUUAUUAGAUAAUGUCAUUGUUGCUAAAAUGUGAUAAUUUAAAAUAUA
Messenger RNA from Cryptotermes secundus, 4827 nucleotides. RefSeq names its product titin homolog. Lineage: Eukaryota; Metazoa; Arthropoda; Insecta; Blattodea; Kalotermitidae. The record is from RefSeq and is a predicted model, not a curated record. Gene Ontology annotation, molecular function: serine-type endopeptidase inhibitor activity. The transcript has 8 exons. Bases 47 to 2863 code for a protein of 938 amino acids.